Rhodotorula toruloides NP11 is the source of this 1146-nucleotide messenger RNA. RefSeq names its product WD repeat protein. The transcript has 7 exons. Gene Ontology annotation, molecular function: protein binding. Lineage: Eukaryota; Fungi; Basidiomycota; Microbotryomycetes; Sporidiobolales; Sporidiobolaceae. Bases 1 to 1146 code for a protein of 381 amino acids. The record is from RefSeq and is a predicted model, not a curated record.
AUGGAGGCUGCCUCGCUCGCCUCCGUCGACACCGUCUACUCUGCAGACGCUAUCGAGUUCUGUCCCGGUCGACCUCGCCUCUUCGCUUGCGGGACGUACCAGGUGGUCAAGGGCGACGAAGAGAACGGCUCGGGAGAGACGACGACAGCAGUAGAGGCCCCGGAUGAGGAGGGAACGGAGGCGGGAACGUCGAGCAGUCCCUCCUUCACUCGCUACGGGCGAUGUCUGCUGUACCAGGUCGGCUCUGACGGUCAGAGCUUGGAGGAAGUUCAGCGCUUCGAUGGACCUGCCAUCCUCGACAUGAAGUGGUCUCCCCGACCAUGGAACGGAUCGACUACGCUCGCUAUCGCCGACGCAAAAGGCCAUGUCCAGCUUCACAAGCUCGACGAAGAAUCAAACCGUCUCUCGCCACUCCAGACUAUCGACUGCACCGACGAGUCGACCCUUUGCCUCUCCCUCGACUGGUCAACUCGGCGGAGCGCAACGCCAGAUCCCGCCUCUAUCGUCGUCUCGCUCUCGGACGGCUCAGUCUGCACACUUGGCGGCGAAUCGGCUUUCGAGGUCACCUCCAGCUGGCAUGCUCACGACUUCGAACCCUGGAUCGCCGCCUUCGACUGCUGGGAAUCGAGUACAGUCUGGACAGGUGGCGACGACUUGAUGCUCAAGGGCUGGGACCUGCGACAAGGCUGCGACCGCCCGACUUUCGUGAACAAGCGGACCUUUGAAGGCGGAGUGACCUCGAUACAGAGCCAUCAGCACGUCGAGAACCUGUUUGCCGUCGGAAGUUACGACUCACGGAUUCGUCUAUUCGAUCGGCGGAAACCUCUCGUUCCAGUGACCGAAUUCGACGCAGGAGGCGGCAUCUGGCGGCUGAAGUGGCACCCGACCGACCCGACGAGACUGCUUGUCGCCGGCAUGCACGGCGGCUUCAAGGUGGUCGACUUUGAUGGAUUGGCUCUCAACGGCGGCGUCGAUGCCGACGGCUGGCUCACGCCGGGCGAGAGCAAGCAGCAUGCGCGCUUUGACAAGCACGAGAGCCUGGCGUACGGGGUCGACUGGAGCGACGGGGGAAAGACGGAGGACGGGAAGGACUUGAUCGCUAGCUGUUCGUUCUACGACCACGCACUGCAUCUCUGGGCAGCGUAA